Molecule: messenger RNA, 12127 nt
Organism: Mercenaria mercenaria
Lineage: Eukaryota; Metazoa; Mollusca; Bivalvia; Venerida; Veneridae
Exons: 19
Coding region: 599-4360 (1253 amino acids)
Molecular function (GO): protein binding
Source: RefSeq, a predicted model, not a curated record
UUCACAUGUUACUGUCGAGUCCAGUGAACACAAAGUGAUAAUAGUUGAAUGGAAUUAAAAGCACAUAAUGCCGGUUUUAUUUAGUUGAUUGGUUCUUACUUUGUUGUUGCUGUCGGCAGACUAAUUACAUGUUUUCAAGCAGAAUAGGUCAUACGCAGACAGUCAGUCACAUAGACAGGCUGACAAGGGACAACACAGAUUGUGUUACCAGAAGACUACAUGAAACAUGCAAGCUUAUCAAUUAUUAAAACGUUGCAAUUUGAAGGACUUAAUGCUGUUUAGAUGGCAUACUUGAUGUUUGCUCACAAAUAAAAGCUGUUUAGAUAUGAAAAAUGUGGUGAAUGGAUUAAUAUUUGUGACUACGGUUCAGAUAUUUGUGACUACGGUUCAGAUAUUUGUGACUACGGUCAGAUAUUUGUGUCCUUGGUGCAUAAUAUAUCAUCUGAGACUUGAAUACAAAAUUUUCUGUGAGAAAAUUCAAAGAACCAGUAUAUCACGGAUAGCUUCAGCAGCUGCUUCCAGCCUUAUAGCAUUUUGAUAAAGAUCACAUUCAAAUAGAUUCACUUGAAAGCUCAGUGAAACAUUUGGUUACUGUAGGAUGAGGGGGGCACAGUUUCUCAUUACCAUGGCUACCGUUAUCACAGCAGCCAACACUAGGUGCCAAUGUUGGAAUUGUUGUGAUUAUCUUUGUGGAAAAGUGUUGAUUUGGCUGAUGUUUAUGUUAACCUUGUGUAGUGCAAUUAACCCUAACAAUACAGCAGAUACGAAGGACUUGUGUAAGACCAUCUCGCCAAGACAUGCAUAUUUUCUGGAAGGGGAGGACAUUGCUCUUACCUGCAGCACACAGAACAUCUCUGCAGAAAAUUUGACAUUUUUAAGAGGAAGCAAUUCGGAUGAAGUUCCACAGGAGUUCAUUCAUAAACUGAAUGAUACUGCCAUAAAGCUGAUUAUUCCAAAUGUGACGUCUGCAGACAUUGACAGUUUAAAGGCCUCCACUGAGUAUGAAUGUGUGAAUAAACUUACACAUGAUUGUUACGAUAAUGUACAUGUUCGAUUAGAAUAUUAUCCUCGAGAACCUACACAGCUGGAUUGUCGUAUAUAUGAUUUUGAUGAGAUGACAUGUACCUGGUCGCUGGGUGUGGAUUACCACAAUGUAAGGGACAUGAAAGUUACAUGUGAAUAUUCCAGGUUGUUUUUCAAAAGUGAUAAUCCAACAGCAUCAUGGACCCCUUGUCCGGACUUUAAUGAAACAGCAUGCCACUGGGACUCUUACCAUUAUCAUGCUGCAUAUAGAAUAGAUACAAAGGUGUCAGUAACAGCAAUACAGAGGAAUAUUACCAAGGAAGUGAAUAAGACAUUCUACCAGCAUGACAUUAUGGAGCCAGGGCCUGUGAAAAAAUUGAAAGUCAGUAGAGCAGCAGGAGAAAGAUGUGUGGAGUUAGACUGGUUGCCAACAGAUAAAUACUACUCUUUCCGGUUUAUUGUUGUCUACAAUUCAACAUGCAUACCACAAAAGAUGAAAAGUGUAUUGUAUUUUGAAAGAAAUCAAACUUACAGUGAGAGUAGGAUACUAUGUGGUCUUACUCCCUACACAGAGUACACAUAUGCUGUUAAGGGUAGGCUAAUGAAGGAGAAAGAAGAGGCCAAUAAGACAUACAUAGAGAAGGGAUACUGGAGUGCUCCAGAGAUACUUACACAACGCACUGAUAGUGAUGUGUUAGAUGUAAACCCUGCCACUUCGCCAGGACUGUAUGAAAUAUCUGGUAUCAUUAGGCCAGGUCUGCAAGGUUAUGAUUCACUACAGCUAUACUGGACUCCGCUGACCGACUGUGACCUGCAUGAUAAUGCUGACAAUGUUCUAUACAAGGUAACAGCAUACAAUAUGACAACAUCGGUGAAACAUCCAGCAUUCAUGGCACAGGUCGAUGUUCCAAAAUCCAGGGUUCUCCAAGUUACACUUCAGGCAAUAAACAGCAUUGGACCAGCAAAUUCUUCUAGAGUUCUAACUGUAUUUCCUGCUAAGUUUGGUCCUAGUCCUUCAGAACUGAUACUACAAUACAACAAGACAGAUGCAGAUUGUGUUACAGUGGCUGAUAUAGUGGUAAGAGAAAAACAGACUAACUUCUCAAGCAUCUUUCAUACACUGGUCUGGUGUGAGGGAACACAACUUGUCUGUCAGGAGCCAAUCAAAUGGAAGCAGCUUGGAACAAAUGCAUCUUCUUUUGUGUUGCCUGGCAACCUGUGUGAUGUUGACUAUCGCUAUGGUUUAGUUACCCAUGGUUACCAUAAAGGUCAAAGUGAGAUAACUGAUACUGGUAUUCACUGGGAACCUUGUAUUUACCAGUUAGGAAAAGUGGCAGAUAAGCCUCUAGAGAAUGUCCAUCUGACAGCUGUUCAACCCAGCAAGGGGUUCUCAGUUGAAUGGAAUCCAUAUAACUGUGACGAGAUGAAAGCUUAUAUCACCCAUUACAUGGUUACAUACUGUGUGGGUCAUGGGUCAGAUAUGUGUAAAUGCUCAGAAGAAGCAGUUAGUGUGAAUGUUUCAAGACUGAAUAGUGGUUAUACUGCCAGUGACUUAUCACCUGGUUCCCAGGUCUGUAUCUGGGUCAGAGGGAUCAGCAAGGCAGGACAGGGACCAGCCAAUAUUCAACCAUUAUUCCAUACAAUAUUUGCCAAUUCAGGUGGAAUAAAUAUUGUGUUGAUUGUAGCCAUCAUCUCCAUCUUUGUGCUAAUUUUGCUUGUGACUGGCCUUAUAAUCUGUUCGUGUAAAAUAUAUAAGAAAUGGAAACGUGACAACAGUCAAAUCAGAAUAGUUCUACCUGAUGAGAAUAUGCCUCUUAACCCCAUGGAUACAUCUGAUAUUGCCAACAAUAGUGCUUCCAAUGGUACACUGCCAGGCUACUAUAGUCCUGAGAGGCUAGAAGACAACACUGACAGGAAAUAUUCAGUUGGUGAUAUAACAGAAGUUCUUGAAGGUGAAUAUAUUCAGCCAGCAAGCAUCGACUCAUAUAUGCUAGUUGAUGAGAAUUCAGAUCAGACAUACGCUGAUAACUCUAAUAGUGCUGAAAACACUGAUUCAAAAAUACCUGUAGGUAUAUCUGAAAACCAGCCACUCAUAGAUAAAUCUGAAGAUAUUGAAAACACCGAUUCAAAAGUACCUGUAGAUAUAUCUGAAAACAAGCCACUCAUAGAUAAAUCUGAGGAUGUUGUAAACACUGAUUCAAGAAUACCUGUAGGAAUAUCUGAAAACCAGCCACUUGUAGAUAAAUCUGAGAAUGUUGAAAAUGCUGGUUUAGGGCAAAUGGGAGAAGAACGACUGACAGUAAAAGAUGGUGCUUUAUAUGUAGGUAGACCUGAUAAAGCAAAGGACGAACCCGGUCAUUGUAGAUACAGUAUUAGCAGUGUUUUAUCGGACGCCCACACUGAGCAAACUAACUGUAGUAUGGACGAUUUACUGUGGGAUCAUAAUACUUUGGACCAUUCAUUAGGGAUUGCAGAUCAAGGUUUAGACUUAGACGCAAUUUUAUCUCCUUUUGAUCAUCAUUGUUCAUCUAAAGACAAGCAAAGUGAGGAAAUCAAAGACAGCAAAGGAGUUGACAAUGCAGCUACAUUUAGAGAGGGUAGUAAUUUUCUUGAAAAUGAAAUUGGUAGUAAUGAAUGUAGAACUGCUGAACCAGUUGAUGAAAAUCAGAAAAAUACAGGUGAUAUUGAAACAGUCCAUAAGGAGCCAUUUGAGAUUAAUGCUUCCUCUCUUGUGGAUGAAACAGAAGCUAGUGAAUCCAGUAUAAAGCCUGGGAAUGAUGAGCAAUGGAAUUCUGAUAAUGGUUUUAAUUUCGAUGAAACUGUUGGCCAACUUGGUGACCAUUAUAAACAAGUUGCUGACGUAGAUUCAGGGGAGGCAACCACAGUUAAAAGAAAGUCUGAAAAUGAGAUUGAUAAAUGCAGGGAAGUAAAUGGAAAUGCAGAGAGAGUAGAAGGUAGUAUAACUGAUCAAGUAGGUGAGAGAAGUGUUGAAAAUGAAAACACUAUAAAAGUAAAUUCUUCAGAUAACACAGUAGAGGAGGAUGAACAAAAUAGAAAUGAAAUUUCUAAAAGAAGUCUUUCUAGUAAUUCAAAUGGGUUGAUAUCUGGCGGUAGUGGAACUUCCUCGAGUAGGGACAGAACUUCUGGCAAUUCCAGUGGCACAUUGCAAAGUUAUGUGACAGCUGAUAAAGACACUUUUAAGGAACCAAAUGGUGACUCAAGUGAAAUUAAUGCAGGCAUCACACAAGCUGGAGACAAACCCAAAAUAUGUACUGUAAAUGGAGAGAUGAAUGGGACAGAACAAUUACAUAAUACAAUUGAUAAGCAAACAUGUUGAUUACGUUUGUAAUUUGUCAAACAAAAUUUAAAUUUAUUACAAACCUUCCUUAUAUUCCACAUAAUAUUAUAUUCUAGACCCAAAUUUCAUAUUUGAAAAUAUUAACAAUUACUGCAUAGAGUUUAUGCAAACAUAAAAAGGGUGAACAGAUAGCUCAGUGGUUUGCACACUGGCCUUCCAAUCCUGAGGUCUGAUUUCUGAUCUCUCUGUCAUGGGGGCUUUGUCUCGCUCUGUCCCUCUGGUCAGAUCGCUCUGUGUCUGUACUAGUAGAGGAUGAAUUAUGCACCCUGUGUGGCUGCAUUUGAACUAUGUAAAGUGCCUUUGAACGUGAAAUUGAUCAUAAAAAGGGCGCUAUAUAAAUCUGGUAUAAUAAUAAUAAUAAUAAAAAUUAACAAGUUUAUGUAUACUAAAUGUUAGGUUUAAGAUAGUACAAACUUUAUAUGUGUAUAGUUAAACUCACUAUAAAUGUGUAUUAACACUAAAAAACAGAAAGAUUUUUUUAACAAAUGGUCAUUACUGUAUGAAAGUUAUUUAUGAAUGCAGCUCUACUUACACAGUUAACAUAUUAAGGAAAGUUAAAUACUUUUGAUGAAGAUUUUCUAUAUUUGAAGAUAAAUUAUUUGAGUGAAAGGUAGGCAUUAGAUAUAGGAAUGUACAGCAGGCUCUAUAUAUCACAAACUGUCAAACCGGGCAAACUGUAAAACAACGUGCAUUUUUGUUGGUUUUGUAUGUUUACAUUUGUGAAUUAAAAAUCCUUAUACAUUUGUACAUGUAUAUUUUAUUCUUAUUUGAAAGAAAAAGAAAAAUAUGGUAAGUUUCAAUUGGAUGGGAUGAUUGGUGUUCUUUGUUAAGUGGAUCAUGUUUCGUUAUAGAUUAUGUAAUAUGUUGUCCAAUUUUUAUAGGAGUUUACUGAGGAAACACUGCUAAAUUAAAGUCAUUUUACACGUUGAUUGAAGUCUUGUGUCUGACAUUUUUUAUUGAAAUAGGGUAAUUUUCUAAUAUUUAGACUACGUCUGUUUCUACAUGUAAAUAAGAUUCUUUGCAAAGUACAAAUAAUAGGUAAGAAAUUAUUAGCUGGACUACGUGAAGAAUAGGUAAAGCUACUGUACUUUCCUAUGCGUCUGCUGCACCAUUCAGGUUUAGUUAAGUUUUUGUAUGUAAGCUGGUAUCUCAGUAACCAAAUGUGGGAAUAGAUUAAACCUUCACACAGUUAUUCACUGUGACUAACUGACUUACAUUGUACAGGUCCAUAAAUCUGUUUUGCAUUUACACAAAAUCAUACCCCUGUUUGAACUGAGCAAUUUUUUAGUUUAGUUUUUUUAUGUAAGCUGGUAUUUCAGUAGCCACUAAUGGGAAUGGAUUGGAACUUCAUACACUUGUUCAUUUUGAUGAUCCGGCAUUGUGAUGAGCUUGCAUGCAUUGCACAGGUUCCAUAACUCUGUUUUGCACUUUUAGCUCAACUGUCACAUAGUGACAAGGUGAGUUUUUGUGAUCAUCCGUCGUCUGCGUGCGUGCAUCCGUCCGUCAACAAUUUCUUGUCUGCACGAUAGUGGUUUCAUUUAUGAUUUUAUUUUAACCAAACUUGCACAAACUUGUAUUACCAUAAGAUCUUGGUUCCUUUCUUGAACUGGCCAGAUCCCAUUAUGGGUUCCAGAGUUAUGGCCCCUGAAAGGGCCAAAAUUAGCUAUUUUGACCUUGUCUGCACAAUAGCAGCUUUAUUUAUGAUUUGAUUUUUACCAAACUUGCACACAACUUGUAUCAACAUAAGAUCUUGGUUUCUUUCUGGAACCGGCCAGAUUCUUUCAUGGGUUCCAGAGUUAUGGCCCCUUAAAGGUCCAAAAUUUACUAUUUUGGCUUUUGCAGCCAUAUAGAGACUUCAUUUAUGGUUUGAUUUGAUACAAACUUCGAAAAUAUCUUCAACAACAAUAAAUCUUGGAUUCCAUGACGAAUCUGACAGAUCCAAUCAUAGGUUCCAGAGUUAUUUUAUAUCUGAUUAUCUCCCCUGAUUGUAAUCAAAAUGGAUUUAUCUCAGUAAGUACUUAUAAGACUUAUUUGAAAUUUCAUUAUUGUCUUUAGUUGGACUGAGACAAUCAGGGUAGAUAACUAUGGACUGAUUUUAUGUCAAAUUACCUCACUCUAUUUCAAAUUAAAUGGGUAUAUCUCCGUAACUAAUGAAGAUACUGAUCUGAAAUUUCAUUUAUGUCAACAGAUGGACUUGGACAAUCAGUGAAGAUACAUAUGUACUGAAUUUAUGACAAAUUACCUCCCUUUAUUUUUUAUCUAAAUGAAUACACCUUAGCAGCUUCUAAUGAGAUUGGUUUGAAACGUUAUUUAUGUCUUCCAUGGUAAGAAAUAGUCAUAUUAGAUAACUCUUGAUUAAACAUUUAUCGAUAUGAAUACUUUACUCUUAUAUUGUUGUAUAGGCUUGUACUCUGUACCUUCUACAUGCAUAUACCAAUGCAUGAUUACCUCUCCUGAUUUUAAUAAAAAUGGAUUUAUCUCGCCAAAUAUUUAUAGAACUCAUUUGAAAUUUCAUUAUUGUCUUUAGUUGGACUGAGGUAAUCAGGAUAGAUAGCUAUGGACUGAUUUUAUGUCAAAUUACCUCCCUUUGUUUCAAAGUAAAAUGGGUGUAUCUCUGUAAACAAUGAAGAUACUGAUUUGAAAUGUCAUUUGUGCCAUCAGAUGGACUCGGACAAUCAGGGUAGAUAACUUUUGACUGAAUUUAUGACAGAUUACCUUCCUUUAUUUUAUGUAAACAAAUAUCUCAGCAGCAUCUAAUGAGAUUGGUUUUAAAUGUUAUUUAAGUCUUCCAGGGUAAGGAAUAGUCAUGUUAUUACAAAAAUGCAGCAUUUGAGCCUAUGACCCUCAAACUUGGUAUGGAAAUUGGCCCUGACUAGGUCAAAAGGGACUGUUACAAGAAAAUGUUUAUCCUGAUGAUAUUUAAUGAGCAAUGGUACUCAGGUGAGCGAUACAGGGCCAUCAUGGCCCUCUUGUUUACAAAAUUAUGUCCCAUAUUGAAUUUUAUAUUAAUUCAGUUGAGAACGCUAUGGGAUAGUCAAACGUUGCUGUCCAUUGACAGCUUUUGAGACAUGAUGAGAUCAUAUCUUCUGGUUUAAGGUCACAUGAUUCUUUCUAUUUUCUUGGAGUGGGUCAUAUCUAUUGUCCUUGGGGAUGAAUGGUUUGCACAACUGUUAUCUUUCAUCAGACAGUCUGUCAUGACAAAAGGUCAAGGUCAGGUGACUGCCACCAGAGUCAUUUUAAACCUCUUUUACUAUUUUUUCUUCAGUUCUGAGUUUAACUUUGUUCAAGUAUUUUGGGCAUUAUAAAGACUGUACAUACAUUAAGUAUGCUGCAUUUGGUCUUUAUAUUGCACAUACAAUAUAGUAUAUAAUAGUUAAUUUAUAUUUUCUUGUUAUUCUUUGUUAAAUGCUUUUACGAUUUCUUUUACUAAAUGUUUUUAUGAUAAUGUAAAGCACUGGUGUUGUAUAUUUGAGGAAUCAUCUAUGUUCUCUGAUUGUUAACUUACUUUACAUAUCAGCUUUGGCAUUUCUUGUUACAAUACAAGUUGUAUCCUGGAUAUUUACAAUAUAUUUCUUAACUUAUUUUCUUGAAGGCAUUAUUUUCCUACCAUUGGUAUCGUACAUAGUAUCUCUAAUUAGAUGUGUUUUAUUUGGUGUACAUGUAGUUUGGAAGUAAACGUUUUGUUGACAUAAGGCUGGUAAUGAACCUGUAUUUACAGAUCCCUGUAUACAUAGUGCAGCAAUAUACACCUAGAUACAUAGUGAAGGGGCAGUGAAGGCUAAAUUUCUUAGUGUCUGUCGGUUCCUUUGUAAUUCCUGUGCAAACUUUAAAGUCAUAUCUCUUAAAGAGUGUAAUUUGCACAUAAAUGUUUACCAAAGGCAAGUUCUUGUCGAUGUUUGCUAAUAAAAUGUUGUUGUUUGUUGUUGUUUAAUAUGACAAGAGACUGGCAUGGCCCAGGUCAUUUGGCUCGAGGUCAAGGUUCCAGCAUUUUUAUUUUAUGUCUUUCAUGUCUCCUUAAUUGCUGUAAGAAUUUUUUAUAAAACUGGCAUUAGUUGUUUAUCUAUCAAAUCAGAAUGACAUGCCAAGGGCACAAGCCAGGUCCAACUUCAAGGUCACACCUUGUGGUCAAAGGCCUUAAUCACAACAGUUUAUCUUUCCUGUAUCAAUGUGGUGUCUGGGAUUAUUAGAUUAAUAAUCACUUUCAGUGAUAGGUCUAGUUUUCUUUGAUGAUUCUUAGUUUGUAUGUUGCUGCUUUAUGUAAUUGCAGUUCAUUUAACUAUAUAUGAGCCGUGCCAUGAGAAAACCAACAUAGUGGGUUUGCGACCGGCAUGGAUCCAGACCAGCCUGCGCAUCCGCGCAGUCUGGUCAGGAUCCAUGCCGUUCGCUAACAGUUUCUCUAAUUGCUAUAGGCUUUGAAAGCGAACAGCAUGGAUCCUGACCAGACUGCGCGGAUGCGCAGGCUGGUCUGGAUCCAUGCUGGUCGCAAACCCACUAUGUUGGUUUUCCCAUGGCACAGCUCAUAUAAAGUAUUUCAUUUCUUUUCCAUAAAAAAAUAUAAUAAUAUAUUUUCUGUUCAAGUUUAGCUUAUGAUCACUGAAGUUUAAUCAUGAUCAUAUACAGAGCUAUAUAUAGUGUAAGCUUUAAAAUGAAUUGAAAUGUAACAUAUAGUGGAGAAGCAUGACAAGGUUUCUUAAGUACCUGAUAUAUUUCUGCCAGAGAUGUGUAACAUGGAGGACAAGCUGGCAGGCUGAUAAGACUGACAGACCUUGUCAUUGUUACAUUUUUUAAAAUGCCUUCAUAUGCAAGAAAUGUUCAUAUCUAUAUACCUGUUGAUAUGUAUUGAUCCCUAAUGUAUGUCCUCAUUUACCUCUUAACUAAUCUGUGUUACUUUUAGUAUAUGAUAUGUAAUUAUUUAUUUUUGUACAAAAAAAUAAGAAAACCUUUUCCUUACUGUUUACUCUGCCUGAAUGCAUGUUAAAGAUAUGCUCACUGAAAUUCAUUUUGAAUAAUGUUUGAAUUAUAAAAUAUUAUAUAGGCCUUAUUUCCUCUUCAUCAAAUGAAGUAGAAAAUAUUUUAUUGUAUAAUUAAACAUAUAAUUAUGUUCAUAAUGUGUCAUUAAACCAAAGGUUACCAUUUAUGAUUUAUCAUUUCAUGUUAAUAUUAGUUAUAUCAGCUAUUCUCAGUAUGGCAGCUGUUUCAUUCAUGUUUUUUAUCAUGAAAAAUGUAAUGUAUGUUAUACAGCUUUCAAACAUUCCAAAACUGACUUUUAAUAUUUAUACAUAAUUUUAAGUUUAUUGUCAAAAAAGAGAUUCUAUUUUUAUGUUAAAUAUAGCAAGUCUACAAUUUGUUGAACAAGUUAUGAAAUAUCUGCAAAUUUUCAGCUGUUCUUCAGAAGUUUUUUCCGGAUUUGAUUUCACAAAACAUACAGUGUUCGUGAAAAUAAUGUUACAGUAUUUCAACAACUUUUUGAAGUCUUCAGUCUAAAAUCCUAAUCUAUGUUUUAUACAGCAGUCAGUGCUAUAACCUCCAGAGUGACAGUUUGGUAUGAUCAGAUUCAGAAUUUAACUACACCAACUUGGCAAGCAAUGUUGUUACACUUACUGUUUUAGGGAAAUUGUACUCAUAAGAUUUUGCUCAUAAAUGAAUCAGAUGCCUAGAAGGCAUAUAAUACAUGUUUCAGUAAAUGCACGAUUCUAUGAUAUUUUAAAAAUGUAUUUUUAUAAUGUUUACAUAUUAUGUUAGUGUUUUUUGUUUAGUUAUUUAUACAUGUAAUUAUGUUGUGAUAUGCUUGAACCACAAGAGGAGUUGACUUAUUUACAUGACUUAGAAAUUAGGUCCUAUUUGUCGGAGCACGAACCUUCAUGAUUAUGUUAGUUUUUGAUUUCUUAAACAGAAUGAGAGAUAAUGAACAAACUGUUUGACAUUAGCCAUGAUAUCUUGGAUAUUGUUUUCUCUUUUAUUUUCAUUCCUCUAGUUUGUCAACAUGUCCUACUUCUAAUAUAGAAAUAAGAAUCUUUUACCCAGAAUGCACUUCUUCCAAUAGCAGCAUCCAUACCACAUGUGAUGAAAUAAAUGGUCAUACAGUAAACAAUAGCAGUGAGUGGUCAUACAGUAAACAAUAGCAGUGAGCGGUCAAACAGUAAACAAUAGCAGUGAGUGGUCAAACAGUAAACAACAGCAGUGAGUGGUCAAACAGUAAACAAUAGCAGUGAGUGGUCGGCAGUAAAUGGUCAUACAGUAAACAAUGGCAAUGAGUGGUCAUACAGUAAACAAUAGCAGUGAGUGGUCAAACAGUAAACAAUAGCAGUGAGUGGUCAAACAGUAAAUGGUCAUACAGUAAACAAUAGCAGUGAGUGGUCAAACAGUAAACAAUAGCUGUGAGUGGUUGGCAGUAAAUGGUCAUACAGUAAACAAUAGCAGUGAGUGGUCAAACAGUAAACAAUAGCAGUGAGUGGUCAAACAGUAAACAAUAGUAAUGAGUGGUCAAAAGGUAAACAAUAGCAGUGAGUGGUCAAACAGUAAACAAUAGCAGUGAGCGGUCAUACAGUAAAUGGUCAUACAGUAAACAAUAGCAGUGAGUGGUCAAACAGUAAACAAUAGCUGUGAGUGGUUGGCAGUAAAUGGUCAUACAGUAAACAAUGGCAAUGAGUGGUCAUACAGUAAACAAUAGCAGUGAGUGGUCAAACAGUAAACAAUAGCAGUGAGUGGUCAGACAGUAAACAAUAGCAGUUAGUGGUCAAACAGUAAAAAUAGCAGUGAGUGGUCAAACAGUAAACAAUAGCAGUGAGUGGUCUAACAGUAAACAAUAGCAGUGAGUGGUCGGCAGUAAAUGGUCAAACAGUAAACAAUGGCAAUGAGUGGUCAUACAGUAAACAAUAGCAGUGAGCGGUCAUAAAUAAACAAUAGCAGUGAGUGGUCAUAAAUAAACAAUAGCAGUGAGUAAACAGUAGCAGUCAAUGGUCAUACAGUAAACAAUAGCAGUAAACGGUCAUACAGUAAACAAUAGCAGUAAACAGUCAUACAGUAAACAAUAGCAGUCAAUGGUCAUACAGUAAACAAUAGCAGUAAACGGUCAUACAGUAAACAAAAGCAGUAAAUGGUCAUACUGUAAACAAUAGCAGUGGGUCAAACUUAGUGGAUGGCACACCUUUAUAGCGAGUGCUCCUCGUGAAGCUACAAUAUUGAAUUUGUUACACAGAAGGAAAUGUGCAUUUUGACUGAAAGGCAAUCAGUAUUAAUCUAGUGGCCUUGGAGGAAUAUUUGUUUUUACUCAUUUUAGUUUAUAGGAAAAGUACAUUAAGUAUUAUGCACAUUUAUAUGUUUGAUUUUGUAUUGAUAUAUUUUAAUGCAAUUUUAAUGAAAGUACAUUCCUUUACUUUAUAUUCAAAUUAUACCUGACAAUUGCACUCCAGUUAUAUGAUUUUUAAAUGCAUUUUUUAUAACAGAAAUGGACACGCCUUUCUAUCAGUAUUUUAAUUUCUAAACUCUAAACCAGAUAGAAUAUGUUCUAUGGCUGUUAAAACUGACGCAUGACCAAACACCACAAAGGAAAGGUCCUUGAGAUCAGUAGGUCAAAGGUCUAUGUCUAAAAAGGGUGUCUGGACUUGUAAAUUUAGCCCUCUUCUUGUAUUUUGUACUGCAUUUCAGUUUUCUAUGAACUAACAUAUUUAAUUCAAAAAUAUAUGUUUAGCUAUCUUGUUAUGUUUUGCUUACAUUGGAAUAAAUUAAACUGUUUUGAAUAAAUGA